Recurvomyces mirabilis is the source of this 2613-nucleotide messenger RNA. RefSeq lists its product as uncharacterized. The record is from RefSeq and is a predicted model, not a curated record. The transcript has a single exon. The coding region runs from base 1 to 2613 and encodes 870 amino acids. Gene Ontology annotation, biological process: carbohydrate metabolic process. Gene Ontology annotation, molecular function: hydrolase activity, hydrolyzing O-glycosyl compounds; carbohydrate binding. Lineage: Eukaryota; Fungi; Ascomycota; Dothideomycetes; Mycosphaerellales; Teratosphaeriaceae.
AUGCCGCAGGACGAAAGAGUACUAACGAGAUACCAACUCAUCACGAACAACAACAAGAACAACCAUGGCCUCAUCCACCUCCGCAGUAACGAAACCGAAGAACCGGUCGAUUUCACCUUCGAGGCUCUCCGUCCAGGCCUUUUCCGGACGACCUUCUCUUCGCCAUCCAAUCCCUUGCCACCAUGCCCCAGUGCCCGGAAACCAUCUCAGGACAUCCCAGACCUCACCACCUCCAAAGAGUCCACCACAUCCCAGACCAUCAUCUCCCAAAACAUCGAAGCAACACUAACAUGGCAAGCCGAGCCUCUCAUCUCCCUGGGCUUCAAAGGCAAACCACCGCUGCACGCCGACCUCCCGCACCGCUCCUACUGCCUCGACGGCCGUGGGACAGCCCACUAUACCAACUAUGCUCGUGGAAGCCUGCACCUCGGCCUGGGCGAGAAAUCAGCACCAGUGGACCUCUCGAAUCGCCACUUCACCCUCUCAGCCACAGAUUGUUUCGGCUACGAUGUCCACCGUAGCGACCCCAUGUACAAACACAUCCCGCUCCUGAUCCGUGCAGGUCCUGAGGGAGUGGUGGCGAGUUUCAGCACUGCUCAUGCUCGGGGGUAUUAUUCCGUAGGUAGCGAGAUGGAUGGCAUGUGGGGGUACUUUAAAGUAUAUCGGCAGGAAUACGGUGGGUUAGAGGAGUAUCUCAUGAUUGGGCGGACGCUACAGGAAGUCGUUCACCUCUACGCCAUGCUCGUUGGGUUCCCGCAGCUCGUGCCGAGGUGGGCGAUGGGGUAUCUGGGGGGUGGGAUGAAGUAUUCCAUGCUUGACGACCCGCCUGCGCACGAAGCGCUCAUGGCUUUCGCUGAUAAGCUCAAGGACCACGAGAUCCCUUGCUCCGGUUUCCAAAUGUCGAGUGGAUAUACGGUCGCGGAACAGGAACCCAAGACCAGGAAUGUGUUUACCUGGAACCGGCAUAGAUUUCCUGACCCGAAGGCUUUUUGCGACGAGUAUCACAAACGCGGCAUCCGACUCAUCGCCAACAUCAAACCCUACGUCCUUGCCUCGCAUCCGGCCUACGCCGAACUAAAGAAGAACGGAGCUUUCUUCACCAACCCCAGGACCGGAGGAACAGGGAUCGCACGUCUCUGGUCCGCAGGCGGCGGCACGAGUGGCGAAGGCGGCCAUAUCGACUUCACUUCCCAAGCAGGCUGGGACUUCUGGUACCAAGGCGUGCAAGCCCUACGAGAGACGGGAAUGGAUUGCAUGUGGAACGACAACAACGAAUACCUCCUCCCAUCCGACAAAUGGCAACUCUCCCUCACCCACCCAGCCGUGCACUCCGGCCUAGACCCUAACACAAACCUUGUAAGAAAAGAUACCGGACUCUGGGGUCGCGCCCUGCAAACCGAACUCCACGCCGCUUGCUCCCACGCAGCCCUCACCGCCCUCAUUCCUACGGAACGCCCCUUUAUACUCACCCGCUCCGCAACAGCAGGAACAAUGCGCUACGCCUCCUCCACCUGGUCCGGCGACAACAUCACAAGCUGGGCCGGCAUGCGAGGCGCCAACGCCCUCUCCCUCAACGCGGGCCUCAGCCUCCUCCAAUCUUACGGCCACGAUAUCGGCGGUUUCGAAGGCCCUCAGCCGAGUCCCGAACUCCUGCUUCGAUGGGUGCAGAUGGGAUGUCACAGUCCGCGAUUCGCGAUCAACUGCUAUAAAACUGGCGAGGAUAGUUUGGUCGGGGAUGUGAUUGAGCCUUGGAUGUAUCCGGAGAUAAUCCCACAUAUCCGUGCGGCGAUUCGGAGGAGGUAUGAGAUGGUACCUUAUCUUUAUGGGCUUAUGCUCGGUAGUACACGGACUGCUAUCCCGCCACAGCGCUGGACGGGGUGGGGAUAUGAGACUGAUGCGGAGGUGUGGACUAGUAAGCUGCUCAAGGACGGGGAGACGCAGUAUUGGCUCGGCGACACCCUCCUCGUCGGCGGUGUCUACGAACCCGGGGAGGUCGAGGCAGAGAUCUAUCUCCCUCGCAAAACCGCCACGGACCCAGGCUUUUUAAACACAAACGCACCUUAUCAGUCCCUCGAAGCAGGCAAAUGGCACACCAUAGCCUCAAAUUGGGAAGGCAGUAUCCCAAUCCUCGCCCGAAUCGGUGGCGCAAUCCCCAUAGGUCUACCAGAACAAGUCGUCUCUCCGGGCGAUGCAGUCAACGAAGCAAACUUACCUCCAGACAACUGGCGCGGAAUCGAGAUCUUCCCGCUUCCAGCCGAGCGAAUCGUGGGGGAUGGCGAUGGCGAUGGCGCGGCGGGAAUCUGGCACACUAAUACCUGGCUCGAAGACGACGGCGUCUCACCUGCCUCCUCGAACCAGGUCGCGAGUUUCACGGUCGAGUAUUGUGCUUUGAAGACUCGGGUCAAGGUCAAGUUCAGUAGGGAAGAAGGUGCUGAUGCUAGUGCUUUCGAACCGCCGUGGCUGAAGCAGGGUCUCAGCGUCAUUCUGCCUGUGGGCGAUACUAGACAAGUGGUCGUUGAUGGGGGAGUCAGCGCAGCAGAUGCAGGCGAAGAUGCAAAACGUAGGAGACGAUGGCGUUUGCCGCAUCCUUCGCACAUGGCGGCGGAGCAGUGA